This is a messenger RNA of Cryptococcus wingfieldii CBS 7118, 2277 nucleotides long. RefSeq lists its product as hypothetical. Lineage: Eukaryota; Fungi; Basidiomycota; Tremellomycetes; Tremellales; Cryptococcaceae. The transcript is spliced from 8 exons. The coding region runs from base 1 to 2277 and encodes 758 amino acids. The record is from RefSeq and is a predicted model, not a curated record.
AUGGCAGAGAUCCCCGUAGCAGCACAGGAGGGCGCACACAACGUCCCCGUCCCAGGCGCACCCGCCACCGACAUCCCCACCGCCCCCGGCGAGCAGCCCACCGCCUCCCACCCCACAGCCUCCACAGACCCCCACAAGCCAUCCUCACAAUCAGCCCCCACUGCCCUCCCUACCAACCCCGCCACCAGCCCCGGGGAGCAGAAACACGCCAUUAAAGAGGAGCAUCCCAAGGUCGUCAAGCGCGAGGUCGAAAAAACCAAAGCCGAGGCGAGAGAGCUCAAGGGUGAACCCGCGCAGGGCACCGUCGUCCAUGGCGUCGAGGAUGACAGGCUCUGGGCCAUGCUCAGGCGAUUCGACGUCCAAGUCACCCACGUCCUCCACCCCGCCCACAAGCUGCCCCCAGCCGAGCCCGACCUCCGUGUAUCGCCCCUCCCCAACCUCCCUUCCCACACCGAAGUGCUCCGCUCCAACCUCGAGCGCGUCAUCGCUGCCGUCGGACCCUCCUCUGUCCGAGGCGCGCGCGAGUUCCAGAGACUCAUGUCUUGGUCUCCCGAAGAGCGCUGGCGUACUGGUACCUAUUGCGCUGCAUACUUUACAGCCUGGGUGUUUGGGUACACGAUGCUGGGCGUGACGAUAUUCUUAUCUGUGCUGGUGUGUUUCCCGUUCACGAGGAGAUACCUCUUCCCGCCUGUGCCACCUGCGCCAUUCACACCGCCCAGUGCGACAGACCCCACAAACCAGAAAGGUGACGAGAGUCUUUUGGGGAAUGUGGAUGGCAAGACGGUGCAUAGGACCAAGCAUGAGCAAGCGGAGGAACAGGCGUUCGAAGUGACGUCUGUUCUGAGGGCUUAUACUACCAGGUUGCUUUGGGACGGUAGGAAGAAGGGUAAAGAGGCCGGCAAUUCUGAAGUUGGCCAAAAGCGAGAAGACUCUUCCGACUCCGACUCUGAAGACGAAUUCAACCCCGAACGUACCAAGGUCGACGGAACGUCCGACACUGCUCAAGGGCUCGACUCUGCUGCCGUCGUCGUGGGCGGAGAAAAUAUUGUGCCCGAGAAGCCGUUGACGGACAAGGAGAAGAAGAAGUUGGCUUCGAGAGAGGCCAAGAGGAAGAGGGAUGAGACGGUGUCAAAGAUGACGAAAGCGACCGAGGAUGGUUUGGGCGCUUUUGCUGAUCUCAUCGAGCGUUUCACCAACGCGCUCUCACCUCCUUCUGCCUACCCCGAAAACUUUGCCCGUUUCAAGAUGGCCGGCGCCUUCCUCCUCCCCCCCGGCCUCCUCUUGACCUACGUCCCCGCUGUCUACUUUGGCCGCGCCGCCACUUUCGCCUUUGGUGUCGGUAUGUGGGCUCAGCCUCUCUUGAUCAAGGGUGUCAAGAAGUUUGUCGAGCUCGUCCCGGACUGGGAGGAGAGGAUGGAUAUGCGAAACUCGAUCUUGUCGCGUGUACCUACGGAUACUCAGUUGACUUUGCACUUGUUGCGAGUCACAGAAGCUCUCGGCACGCCCCUUCCUCGACCUCCCCCUCCCCCUCUUGCUGGCACCCCCAAAGAAGCCAUCGCCGACACCACCCCCGCCACCCACACCGCCGAAGACGACCAAGAACUCCUCGAAGCCCAAAAAGAAGGCGGCACCACCGAAGUCGCGGUCAAAGCCAAACACAAGACCAAGACCCACCUCACCAACGCCUUCAAAAGCGCUGGCAAGCACCUGGCUGGUUUCCGCGGUGAUGUGUCGGUGGACGGGGCUAGGAAACAGGUGAGCAUGAGUAUUGAAGAGUUGAUGGAGAGGUACAAGAUCGAGGAUCGGAGGCUGAUGUGGUUGGGCAAGAUUGGGGAUAAGGUGGAUAAGGUCUUCUUUAGGGGGAAUGUGGCGGACGACUUGACUAUCUCUUCGUAUCCCUGCAAGCUCGACGGCACUUCUGGCCAUAUCAUCCUUGACAGCAAGAAGGAAGGUGUGGCGAUGCCUACUAUCAGCUUUGUCCCCACGUCCGGCAAAGAAGCCGUCUUUUGUCGUCCUAUCGACGAUAUUGUAGAGAUAAAAAAGAGCCACGUGGCUAUGGCGCGCAUGGCCCUCGGCUGGGCUUCCGGUGCCGAUGUGGAAGGUCUCGGCCUCACCAUCCGCUUCAAAUCUGGCGAGCAGCAGCUCAAAGAGCUCACGGCCGGACCAAAGGCAUCCAAAGAAGAUGGCGAGACUGUGCACUUCAAGAGGAUCGGGAGGAGGGAGGCGUUGUUUGUCAGGUUGAUCAGUAUGGGUAGGCAGAGGUGGGAGGUGUUGUAG